Molecule: messenger RNA, 3143 nt
Organism: Styela clava
Lineage: Eukaryota; Metazoa; Chordata; Ascidiacea; Stolidobranchia; Styelidae
Source: RefSeq, a predicted model, not a curated record
GUCCAGUGUGUUGUGAAUGUUGCUGUAUUCUGGCUAAAUGCGGAGCUGUACCGUAGGGCGUAGGCUAACUUUAAUUUCUCUUUGAGUCGCUUCGUGUUAAAAUAUUUAAAUGACAUCUUUUGGUAACUGGCAGCUGUCAUCUAGUGACAGCGAAGAUGAGAAAGCAACGAACGGAGUUCUGUUGAAAGUGAAGAAGAAGAGGAAAAAAUACAGCACAAACAAUAAUGUUGAAUCAAACAUGAGUGAUGAAGAAUAUGUUCCGCUAUCAGCGAGAUUAAAAAUGAAGGGCUCGAAUUCAAUUGAAAUUUCUGAAGAAGAGGAAGACCUGCCGGUUUUUAAAAUACAGAACAACACAUCAACAGCAGCAUUAACAAACAAAGAAAAUGUUACCUCAAUUAUAAACUCAAAUGUUCAGCAGGGUAUUGGAGUUAAAAUUUCACCUUGUAAAAUGAACAUUGAAACAUUGGAUCUCACAAUUAGUGAUGAUGAAAUGGGAUCUCUAAAUUCAUUUCCUAACUCUAUGCAGGAUAUCAGGAAAAAAAAUUCUCCUGUUAAAAGUAAAAUGAACAUUGAAACAUUAGACCUUACAAAUGCUGAUGAUGCUAGUUAUCUGGAACCCGUUCCUAACGCUAUACAACGAAAAUCCCCCAGAAAAAACCCUGAAUCAGAAAAAGCAAAAAUUGCUAAAAAAGCAGAAGCUGAUCGAAGAAAAGCACUGAAUUUACAUCUAAAAGCACUGAAACCAGAGGAAUGCCUGAAAUACAUGAAAGUUUUAGUCUCACAAUUGAUUGUGUCGAUGUUCGAAGAUUUUGACUUCAUGUCUGAAUUGAAGGAUGGAUUUGAACCGGCUUGCCAGAGAGAAUUAUUUGACCUUCCCUGUGUUCGAUGGAGCAGAAAGGUUACCACAACAGAGGUUGGGGGUCAAUCAUCAGAAAUACAUGAUGAACCUGAGAUGUUGGUGGCACUCCCAGCUUCAGAGUUUGUUAAAAUGGUCCAUGCACAAAUUAACGCAUUUUCUAAUGAUGAAACCUUGACAAAGUGGGUUAAAAAGCUGCAAAUUGAGAAUCCAGGGAUCAACAUUCAUCUGGUCUGCCAUGGUUUGGAAAAAUAUAAUAAGAAUUUGAAAAAUAAACAGAGAAGAGAGGAGAAAAGGCAAGAAAAAGGCACAACUGCAAAGAGGAAAAAAACGUUAAGUGUACCAGAAGUCUCUCAAGAUGAAAUUGAAGAAGUUUUGGUUGACUUACAGAUUGAAUGUCGAACAACUGUGCUUUAUAUUGAGAAACCCACAGAGCUAGUCACCAUGGUUAAACAGCUCACAAAGUCGAUCGGUGAGGCACCUUACAAACGAAUGAAGCGUAAUGAUGUUCUCUUUAUUAAUGAAAUUCCUUCUGUAAAAAUCAACCCCAAAACUGGAGAGGGAUUGAAAAAAGUCUGGAAGCAAAUGAUGCAACAGUUUCAUAAUGUAACUCCAGUCAUGGCUACAGCAAUCUCAGACCGUUACCCUUCAUUGCUCUCUCUUAUCAAAGCUUAUGAAUCGUGCGGAAAUGAUACUUCAAAAGCGGAAAUGUUGCUUGCAGAUAUCCCUGUACGAAGGGGUGUCGGAACUUUACAAACAAGUCGGCGGAUAGGAGCUGAACUUUCGUAUAAAAUUUAUCGAUUGCUAAUGUCACGGAUAUCUACAGAACGACUGUAUUGAUCAUCCGAUUUUAAGCCAGAGAAAAAUGAGUUGUAAUUGACCACUGUAGAGCUAUGAGCUUCUGAUAAUGGGAUUCCAAAUUUUUGUGUGUGUACCAGGUUGGGGUUAGGUCAUUAUUUUAUUCCCAUUUUAGUUCUAUUACGAGUUCUGGUACUGUCUGUGCUCGCCAAGUGAAUACACCCCCUGUCCAUAGGUUCCACUUACUACACAACUUGAUGUGAAGUAGUCGAACAAUAUUAGUUACCUCCAUAUCGGUACACCCACUUCUGGAGCGGCCAAAUUUUUUUGAACAAUUUUGGCAGGUUCCAUCAUUUAUAGCUCUAAAAAUCAAGAUGGGGUUUGGUGAUUGUCAUAACAUUUUAAAAACAUGUUCGCAGGAACCACGUGAACCCCCUGAAUCCAAUCAUUGGGCUUCUACUCUACAAAUUCUACUCUGAGCCUUAAAAACUCCAAUUCUAGGGUACUUCUGGCACUAGGGAGACAGCAUUUUGACUACUAAAAGCUCACACAACACUAUAUGAGUUGUUAAAAGGGGAGCGUUAUAUGAAGUUACCGAUAACAGAACUGGCAUGGUUGAUUGUGUGGGUCUGAGUGAUGUUUCAAAAUAUUGCUAUUAUUGGUUUACCUCAUUUCUUUAUUGAUUCAUUCGUGAAUACUUUUUUUUGAAGACUGUUGGAUAACUAACUCAUUCUGUUUUCGGAAUCAUAGUUCAGAACCCAUGGGGCUUGUUCGUUGGUGAUGUUACAGCUUCCUUCACCAACCUUGUACUAUGUGUGUAUUACUUGUUCACUACUCAAUUUUACUACUGAAGUAUGUGAACCAAGAUGGCGGACACCGGAACGUAGUAUGUGUACCAUGUUAGGGUUAGGCUGUAAUUUCAAGUAUAAAUACUACGGGAGUCACUUGGCUAGUCCCCGAACCCGUAACAGAACUAAAAUGAGAAAAAUUGGAAUAAAAUUAUGGCCUAACCCUAGUUCCAGUGUCUACCAUCUUGAUUCACAUACCCAAUUUUAUGACCCAUGACUUGGACAAGAGACACACUAUGUUAUUGACUUCUAUUAUUCUUUCCUUUCGGAGAUGAAAUACUUUUUCAUAUUCCUUGUUAUAAUAUCUAAUAUAUAUGUAGAUUUCUUUCUAUAUCCAGUACUAAAUGUAUAUUUUUUCGAACAACUUCUUAUAUUGUUCUGCCAGACAUCACUACCUUAUUCGAACUUGCAACUCAAAAUUGCAGUGUGGUUCAUGCAAGUAUGUCUGUCAUUGGUUCAAGAGGAUGUCCCCCGGGAUAAUUAUGUGAAUCUUAUCCUUAGAAACCACUAAUAAGUAUAUACUUGGGUCGCUAUUUCGGGACCAGAUUUCCUGGAAUUUUUACCAUCUAACCCCGCAUCGAGAGUGUCACCAUUAAGACGAUUCUGAUUGUUUGCAAAAAAAAAAAAGAUCUGAAAAUGCA